Molecule: messenger RNA, 735 nt
Organism: Aspergillus ruber CBS 135680
Lineage: Eukaryota; Fungi; Ascomycota; Eurotiomycetes; Eurotiales; Aspergillaceae
Exons: 1
Source: RefSeq, a predicted model, not a curated record
GUCCCCAUCGAAAUCCGCUGGAGAAUCUACAAUUAUAUCUUCCAACCAACAUACCGCGUCGCGAUCACCCGCCAAAAACCAAAAUGGACACCUUCUCCCACCGACAUGCGAAAACGCCUCUACCACACCCGUCUUCCCUACCGUAACCCAAAAACGCAAUUGAGUCCGCACGAUUCGAAAUAUAACCAAGUCAUUCGUCUACAGAAUCCGCUCCCGAUCUCGCUGAUAUUCAGCUGCAAGGCUAUCUACCGUGAGACGAUAUUGCAUUUGUACGCGAAUACGCAGUUUGUUUUCAACAGUACUCGCGCACUGGAUCGGUUCUUGCAUACGACUAGUGCCCAGAUGCAGGAGACUAUUCAGCACAUUGAGCUGAAUCACAUCAUGUAUAACGAGCCGCGGCUUCUGGGGUUUAGAGUGUUCAAGCACCGGUCUGAUCUAGCCUGGUACUGUGCAUGCGAGGAUUUGGCGGUUGCGUGCAAGUCGUUGAAAGUGCUGCACAUUAGCAUGAAAAUUUGGGAUUGGCCGAUACAUCUCAAGCUCGGGGAGCGGUGGUCGUGGCCGUUAUUGGUGUUUGAGCGGUUUGGGAAUAAGGUUGAUUUUGCGAGUGUGGCACUUCAGAUGUGUAAGUUUGAAGAGGAGAAGUUAAAGGAGGUGAGCAGGGAGGUGGAGAAGAGACUCAUGAGGAGUGAGGCAUGGCAGGUGAGAGAGGAUGAGAAGAUGGCGAGGGAGAUUAAU